AUGGACUCUCUCCUUGCAUUGAAAAUAAGAAAAUUCGCCGACCUAGUGGAUCGAACUGUGAUUCUAGAGGAAAAUCUACGCGUUCGAACGAGAGAGUUUAAUGAGAAGAAAAGGCAAUUUCAAGCCUUUGAGCAGAAUAAAGGCAAGAGGCCGAUUUAUAGCCAAGCGCCCAAGCCUCUUCAGAUGGUCAAGGCCCCUCAGCGCGGUACAAUGACACCUCGCCUUGCGUGCCAAACAUGUGGCAAGCCCCAUGCUGGAAAAUGCCUGAUGGGAACCAACACCUGCUUUAAGUGCGGUAACGCAGGCCAUGUAGUAUGGGAUUGCCCAACUCUCACGGCUCCUAAUGUGCAGACACCUAAUCCAGGGCAGAAGAAUUUAGUAUCAGCCCGAGUAUUCGCUCUUACCAUGGAUGAUGUUGAUGCCUCCUUUGAUGUGGUGACAAGUAUUCUUAUCCUGUUUUCACAUCGUGCAUUAGUACUAUUCGAUUCUGGUGCUACGCAUAUUCAUUUAUAUCCCGUAGAUAUGUUUGUUUGA
Molecule: messenger RNA, 534 nt
Organism: Juglans regia (Persian walnut)
Lineage: Eukaryota; Viridiplantae; Streptophyta; Magnoliopsida; Fagales; Juglandaceae
Exons: 1
Coding region: 1-534 (177 amino acids)
Molecular function (GO): zinc ion binding; nucleic acid binding
Source: RefSeq, a predicted model, not a curated record